AUGCCGUUAUCCAUUUACAAGAAGCUGGGUAUAAGGGAUGUGCAAGAUACCGGGAUGAAACUCCAAUUCGCCGAUCAUUCGGUUAAGAAACCUUAUGGUAUUAUUGAAGAUGUUCUAGUGAAAAUUGACAAGUUUGUAUUCCCGGUGGAUUUUGUGAUUCUAGAAAUGCCUGAAGAUGAAGAGAUUCCUCUCAUUCUUGGGAGACCCUUUUUAGAGACGGGAAGAUGCUUGAUCAACAUAGAAAAAGGGACUACGACGUUGAAGGUUUAUGAUGAGGAAUUAAAAAUUGAUGUUCAAAACACCAUGAAAUACAAAGAUGAUAUUUGCAACAGUCACACUAUAGAGGUUCUGGAUCAAGUGAUUACGUAUGAUAGUCCUUUGAAUGCACCACAGUUACCUCUAGUGUUGAGUUUGUCCAUUUUCAACGGUAAAGAAGUGGACAACGGGGAAUCCGAAGUGCUGGCCAUGAUGGACGCACAACCCCCUUAG
Lathyrus oleraceus (garden pea) is the source of this 489-nucleotide messenger RNA. RefSeq lists its product as uncharacterized. NCBI's taxonomy places the organism in Eukaryota, Viridiplantae, Streptophyta, Magnoliopsida, Fabales, Fabaceae. The record is from RefSeq and is a predicted model, not a curated record. The transcript has a single exon. Bases 1 to 489 code for a protein of 162 amino acids.